CCGCUAAGUCGAUUCGCUUCAUUCAGUGCGUGAUCCUUAGCCUCGCGUGCGCGUUCGCAUUUGUCCUCCGUGAAAGGGGACCACCUCGAUCUUUGCCUCGAUCGGCGUGACACCCUCUCUUCGAACCGUUAUCGAACCGUCCGCGAGCGUCGCGAGAACACACAGAGUCCGAUAACGCGAUCGAUCAGCGAUCGACCGAUCCAAGAUCGAACGGUCGACGAGAUUCUCGAGCUUCGCUUCGAAAUUACGUUUACAUAUACAUAUAUACAUAUAUACAUAUAUACAUAUAUACAUAUAUACAUAUAUACAUAGUCCCUGUAUCGAGUGAUAUACCCGAGUUUAACUCGUAAAUAAUCGCCGCGAUCGCUGGCAACGGCGGCCAGCGAAAAAAGAAAGUGAGCCUCAUUCCGCAGUCGUAAACAGAGAGCCCGGGCGGCGAGCAUGCCGAUCUCUCCGGACUGCUGAGAGGAGAUCGAAAGGAGGUCCGCGACAAGUCGCAGUCGCAGCAGAAGAAUGACGUCCGGACGUCUCGGCGGUGACCGAUGAAGCGGACGAAUUUCGCGGAGCGAGCUGAACGAGCAGAACGCGGAUCGACGCCGAGGUUGAAUUCGUUUCCAGAGGAACAUGACGUUCUAUCGGGCCUGCCUGGUGUUCGCGGUGCUAUGCACGACGCUGGCGAACGUACCGAGGAACGAGUCGAACAUCCUGAGGCUGGGGAAGUCGCGGGCCAGGUCGUCGGUCACGGAUGUCCCGGCGAAAUCGAACGGGACCGGGAUCGAGCGGGACGCGGUUAAGGACCGCGGCCGGCUGAUCGGCUUCGGCAAGAACAAUCCCGAGCUGGACUGGCGGAAUCAGCUGAGGAUGUUCGAUCGGAAAGAGGAGGCGGCGGUGGCCAGCAGGGAGAAUCUCGACGUUGAUUUCAUGAGGGAGAGGCCGCAGAGGACGGCCAACAGCAUCCAAUGGCUGGCCGACCUUUACGACCCGCUCAAGUGGGCCAGGGUGCCCGGGAAACCCGCGCCGGAGUGCAGGGGGGACAUGGAGCUCUUCGUCGAGUCCCUCAGGGCUGGGAAACUGUGGGCCGCCAAGAUGUCAGACGCGAGCGGACGUUACUCCUCGCAAUUCCAUUUCGGUAACGGGUUCUGGCUGGGCUCGAGCAGCCUGUGCCGGGAGCUGAACCACACCGAUGGAAAAGGGCGGCCGGUAAUCGACGCCAAGCCCCCCUUCCCGCCCUACCUAUUGAAAUUCCACGUGGCGAGGAUGUUGCUCGCCCUGCCGACCGAGCUCCAGUUUUUCCAACAGCAAGUGUUUUUGGGGCUGUGUUUGCCGGCCACGUGCGAUCGGACAUCCGUGACCUCGAUGCUGAGGGCGAGCGCCGAUAGGGUCGAAUGGGAGGGGAAUUCGACGUAUCGAUCGACCGGGCCGAAGAUUAUCAUCGCCGAUGUAAAACCGGUGCCUUCGAGCAACUACGAUGCCUGGCUGGAUCCCAAGCUGUACAUCCUGCUAGGAGUGGGAGGGGCGAUAGGGUUGCUGAUGCUGUGCGCGACGAUCUACGAUUGCCGGGCCACGUCGAGCUUCAAGGACGUGGAAUCGUCGAGCAUGUCGAACAACAACGAGAGGCUGAGCAAUUUCUCGAACAAAAACCUGAACCAGGAGCGCGGCGUGUCGACCACGGGCCAGGACAAUGGGGAGGAGCUGAUCGAGAAGGGCAAGGAUCUGCAAAAGGAUCUGGCCGAUCACGGCGGCAUCGACGAGAGGCGAGGUCUCUGGAUCAAAUGUUUGGCCGCCUUUAAUCCCAUCACGAACGGCAGCAAAAUCAUUAGCACCGAGCCCGCGGCUAGAGACAGCCUGACCUGCCUCCACGGGCUCCGGGUGUUCUCCCUCGGCUGGGUCGUCAUGGUGCACACCUACCUACAAGUCUUCGCCAUCGCCGAGAACAAGACGCUGCGCACCGUCACCGAGCGGAAUUUCAUGUUCCAAACGAUCAGCAACGCCACCUUCUCCGUGGACACCUUCUUCUUCAUCAGCGGCCUGCUGGUCACGAUCCUGUUCUAUCGGUCAUCGGGCAGCUUGAAGACGGACAAAGAGAGCUUCACGAGGACGUGCUUCACGAAAUUCGUCAUCAUGGUGCUCUACAGAUUUAUUAGGUUGACGCCGGCGUAUCUCUUUGUUCUUGGGAUCAACGAGAUCGCCAUAAAACAGGCCCAGGCCAGGACCGUCUUCUCGCCGGUGAUCCUCGAUCACUUGACCUGCGAAAAGUUCUGGUGGAGGAACGCGCUCUACCUAAACUCUCUGUACCCACGAACGGAAAUGUGUAUGCUGUGGAGCUGGUACAUGGCAAACGACACGCAAUUCUACGUUCUCGGGAUACUUCUGCUGCUGCUGUCCGUCAGAUUUUUAAAGGUCGUCGCCGGUCUCGUCCUGCUUCUGCUCGCCUCCUCGUGGCUCACCACGUUCCUCGUGGCCUACAGCAACGACUACGUCGCCAGGAUCCAGGAACCGUUCGCCCUCUUCGACGAGCUGUACGAUAAACCCUGGAUGAGGGCCGGGCCCUACUUCGUCGGCAUCAUCACAGGAUACAUUCUCUUCAAGACGAACUGCAAGCUGAAGCUGCCGCUGGCGGCGCGGGCCAUCGGCUGGCUGAUAUCGAGCGGCGUAAUGUUCUCGCUGGUUUACGGUCUUUACCCCGGAAAUUUAACGGUGACUGUGAGCUCCGUGUACGCCGCCUUGGGACACACCGCCUGGGCCGUCGCCGUAUCCUUCAUCGUGAUUCAAUGCUGCACCGGAUCCGCCAAAAUGAUCGACAGCCUGCUGUCCCUGCGGCUGAUGUAUCCGCUAUCGAGGCUGACUUACUGCGCGUACCUGGUGCACCCUGUCAUCAUGAUGAUCACCGUCACCCAGAUGGACGGGCCGCUGCAUCUACACAACGAUCUCGUGUUGAUCCUGUACUUCGGGAAUCUCGUCGCCUCGUACUUGAUGUCGUUCUGCAUCUCCAUCGGACUCGAGGCGCCCGUCGUCAACCUGCUCAAGAUCGCUUUCAUCUCGAAGAAGCGAGGGAGAUAGGUCCUCCGGGGCAAAGGGAUCGACGGAAAUAAUUCCGUCUCUCUGAGGGUCAAAGCCGCCGGUCUGUUUCACGGACGUUCUUCGCAGGAAAUGGAAACUCUCGUCGUUUCGCCGGUGAUAGCGAACGGUGUCGCGCACGGUGGCUGCACGUACGAAUUAGGGGAACAUCGUUCCGUGACUCCCCGGAACCGAGGAGAUCCUUAUCGUGUCAAUACGCUCUGUAGAUUGCAGCCCGGAGGACUCGCGGUACUCCCCCGAGGCGGAGAUUACGAGGAGAACUAUAAAAAUAUCCUUGUUCUUCUCCAGCUGGUUAAGCUCAUUUUGUAAAAAUAUUCGUGAAUAUAUCAACGGUGACGAUUUGAA
Megalopta genalis is the source of this 3423-nucleotide messenger RNA. Its product is annotated as nose resistant to fluoxetine protein 6. The record is from RefSeq and is a predicted model, not a curated record. Lineage: Eukaryota; Metazoa; Arthropoda; Insecta; Hymenoptera; Halictidae. Gene Ontology annotation, molecular function: acyltransferase activity, transferring groups other than amino-acyl groups.